Oncorhynchus keta (chum salmon) is the source of this 4599-nucleotide messenger RNA. Its product is annotated as E3 ubiquitin-protein ligase TRIM21-like. Bases 811 to 2427 code for a protein of 538 amino acids. Gene Ontology annotation, molecular function: zinc ion binding; protein binding. NCBI's taxonomy places the organism in Eukaryota, Metazoa, Chordata, Actinopteri, Salmoniformes, Salmonidae. The record is from RefSeq and is a predicted model, not a curated record. The transcript is spliced from 2 exons.
CAGGUCCUCCGAGAGAGAGAAAGAAAGAGAGGAGAGAAUUAGAGAACGCACACUUAGAUUCACACAGGACACCAAAUAGGACAGGAGAAGUACUCCAGAUAUAACAAACUGACCCUAGCCCCCCCACACAUAAACUACUGCAGCAUAAAUACUGGAGGCUGAGACAGGAGGGGUCAGGAGACACUGCCUAAAGUCCAACUAAAGAGGUACGCAGCAGUCUGCAGUGGAUGUGACUGGGGUCGGAUUUACAAAACAUUACUUACGAAAAAACGUAGGAGGUUCAUAAGACAGUUCGUAAAUUCAAUUCCUCAAAAUAUUCUUAGCAAUUCGUAGUUUUCUUAAGAACUUCGUAAAUAUGUUUAUUAUGAACUUCGUUAAAUAUCUUAUGUGGCAUUGACAUUAGUGAUGUGCUUGAAACCAUUAAAUAGCCCUAUGUGACAGGGAGGAUCGGAUUUGAUUAUUACAUUAUAGCCAUCAGAUCAGCUGUAUCAAAAUCAAAAAAUGGAUAACCAAGAAAAGAGAUUGAAGUGAUGGUGGAGGAAAUAGCAGCCAGGAAAAGGUUGCUGUUGGGGAGACUUGAUAACUGCGGGGUCACUGCUGAGACCACCAAGAAAGGAUGGGCGAGAGUGGCCGAGUCUGUUACUGCCGUCGGGGGUAUGGCAAGGGACAGUGACUCCGUAAAAAAACAAGUGGUCCGACAUCAAGCCGGCUGCUAAGAAAAAGGGAUAUGAGAGACCAUUCACGUGGACCAGCUGGAGGAGAAGGUGUCGUCCAUCAUAGAUAUGGUGGUAGAGGGACUGCGCGACCGAUAUGGCUUCCUCCAGCAGUCUCCUGUCUGAAGAGCAGUUCCUGUGCUCUAUCUGUCUGGAUGUGUUCACUGAGCCAGUCUCCACUUCAUGUGGACACAACUUCUGCAUGGCCUGUGUCACAAAGUACUGGGAUAGCAAGGACCCGUGUCAAUGUCCACUGUGUCAGGAGACAUUCUCGAGACGACCUAAGCUUCACAUCAACGCAACCUUCAGAGAAGUUGUAGAGAAUUUUAAAAAGACGAGAGACAGACGUAAAGAUGGGCCCCCUUCCAAACCGGAAAUAGUUCCCUGUGACGUCUGUACUGGGAUGAAGCACAAAGCCCUGAAGUCCUGCCUGGUGUGUCAGACCUCUUACUGUGAGACUCACCUUGAGCCUCAUCAGAUAGCCUUACCCUUAAAGAGACACAAACUGAUCGACCCUGUGGUGAACCUGGAAGACAGGAUCUGUAAGAAGCACGACAGAUUCCUGGAUCUGUUCUGUAGGACUGACCAGACAUGUGUGUGUCAGUUCUGCACUGAAACAGACCACAAGACUCAUGACACUGUUCCUAUAGAGGACGAGUCUGGAGAGAGGAAGGUUCAGCUGGGGAAAACUGAGGCAGAAGUACAGCUGAUUAUCCAGGGGCGACUGAAGAAGGUUAAAGAUAUCAAAUUCUCAGUAGAUCUCAGCAAGAGAGAUGCAGAGAGAGAGAUAGCAGACAGUGUGCAGGUUUUCACUGCUCUGGUGCGCUCCAUUGAGAAAAGCCAGGCGGAGCUAAUUGAGGUGAUUGAGGAGAGGCAUAAAGCAGUAGAGUGUCAGGCUGAAGGGCUCAUUAAAGAACUAGAGCAGGAAAUCACUGAGCUAAAGAGGAGAAGCACUGAGCUGAAGCAGCUCUCACACACUGAGGACCACCUCCAACUUCUCCAGAGCUUCUCAUCCGUGGUGUGCACCCCUCCACCCACCAAGGACUGGUCUGAGAUCAGUGUUCACAGGGCUGUGAGGAGAGCUGUGUCUCAGCUGGAGGAGACAUUGAAUAAAGAGAUGGAGAAGCUGCCUGAGGUCAAACUGAAGAGGAUUCAGCAGUAUGCAGUGGAUGUGACACUGGACCCUGAUACAGCAAAUCUCUUUCUCAUCCUGUCUGACAAUGGGAAACAAGUGAGAACUGGAGACACGGAACUGAAUCUUCCGGACAAUCCAAAAAGGUUUGAUCGUUUUACUGUUCUCCUUGGAAAGGAUGGCUUCUCCUCAGGGAGAUUUUACUAUGAGGUGACGGUUAAGGGUAAGACUAGGUGGGAUUUAGGAGUUGCCAGAGAGUCCACUGACAGGAAGGGGGAUAUCACACUGAGCCCUGAACAUGGAGUUUGGACUAUGAUGCUAAGGGAUGGGAAUGAGUACACAGCCUGUGCCUCACCGCAAGUCCGUCUCUCUCUGAGCGAGAAGCCCCAGAAGGUGGGGGUGUUUGUGGAUUAUGAGGAGGGUGUGGUCUCUUUUUAUAAUGUGGAGGCCAGGUCGCAUAUCUACUCUUUCACUUGCUGCAUCUUUACAGAGAAAAUCUACCCAUUCUUCAGUCCCUGUAGUGAUGAUAGUGGUAAAAACGCAGCCCCUCUCAUCAUCUCUCCUGUCAAUCACAAAUACUGAUUAAACAAAGGACUUAAUCUUUCUUUAAAGCUGCAAUAUGUAACUUUUUGGGCGACCCGACCAAAUUCACAUAGAAAUGUGAGUUAUACAUCUGUCAUUCUCAUUCGAAGCAAGUAUAAAAAGCGGUAGAUCUGUUGUAUGUGCAUUAUUUCUAUGCUUCCCGCUAAUUACAUUUCAUUUUGGCAUCUUUUACUUUCAGGUUUUGUACACCACCUUCAAACAGCUGAAAAUACAAUAUUUUGGGAUGUGGAAAAGAUAUUUCACAGCGGUUUAGAUGGUACAAUGAUUCUCAACACUAUACUUGCUUUUUUUUGGUCAAAAACUGAAAUUAGGCGAACUAUUAGAAUUUUAGCAACCAGGAAACGGCAGAGUGAUUUCUUUAUUGUGCAUCUUUAAGUUGGUUGUUGAUACUGUAUACGUGAAUGUGAUAAAGGACUUACUUUUCCUUUGAUCUGGUUGUGGAUCUAGGUUAUUGUGAAAAAGGACUUUAAGCUGGUUAUUGAUAUGGCAUAAGUGAAUGUGGUAAAGGACAUACUCAGCCUUUAAGCUGGUUGUUGAUACGGCAUAAGUGAAUGUGGUAAAGGACAUACUCAGCCUUUAAGCUGGUUAUUGAUACUGUAUAAGUGAAUGUGGUAAAGGACAUACUCAGCCUUUAAGCUGGUUAUUGAUACUGUAUAAGUGAAUGUGGUAUAGGACAUACUCAGCCUUUAAGCUGGUUAUUGAUACUGUAUAAGUGAAUGUGGUAAAGGACAUACUCAGCCUUUAAGAUGGUUAUUGAUACGGCAUAAGUGAAUGUGGUAAAGGACAUACUCAGCCUUUAAGCUGGUUGUUGAUACUGUAUAAGUGAAUGUGGUAAAGGACAUACUCAGCCUUUAAGCUGGUUAUUGAUACUGUAUAAGUGAAUGUGGUAAAGGACAUACUCAGCCUUUAAGCUGGUUAUUGAUACUGUAUAAGUGAAUGUGGUAAAGGACAUACUCAGCCUUUAAGAUGGUUAUUGAUACGGCAUAAGUGAAUGUGGUAAAGGACAUACUCAGCCUUUAAGCUGGUUGUUGAUACUGUAUAAGUGAAUGUGGUAUAGGACAUACUCAGCCUUUAAGCUGGUUAUUGAUACUGUAUAAGUGAAUGUGGUAAAGGACAUACUCAGCCUUUAAGAUGGUUAUUGAUACGGCAUAAGUGAAUGUGGUAAAGGACAUACUCAGCCUUUAAGAUGGUUAUUGAUACGGCAUAAGUGAAUGUGGUAAAGGACAUACUCAGCCUUUGAGCUGGUUCCACAGUACUGCACUUUGAAAAAGGACAUACUUUUCCUUGGAGCUGGCUGUGGAUCUAAGACGGUGUGUGAUAAGGGAAAUAAUGUGCCUAUAAGCUGGUUGUUAGUUUAGGAACAUUGACUGAAGAGUGACUGAAUACUUACUUUUCUUUUGAGCUGAUGGUACAGUGCCUUCAGAAAGUACUCAUACCCCUUGACUUAUUCCAGAUGUUGUUGUGUUAUAGCACAAACUCAAAAUAUAUAAUUUUACACACAGUACCCGAUAAUAACGAAGUAAACAUUUUUUUAUAUAUGUGUCACGUUCUGACCUUUGUUUUAGUAUGGUCAGGGCGUGAGUUGGGUGGGUUGUCUAUGUUCGUUUUUCUAUGUUGUGUUUUGUGUUUGGCCUGGUAUGGUUCUCAGUCAGAGGCAGGUGUCAUUAGUUGUCUCUGAUUGAGAAUCAUACUUAUGUAGCCUUUUCCCACCUGUGUUUGGUGGGUGAUUGUUUCCUGUUUUGUUGAUUGUGUCACCAUUCAGGACUGUUUCAAUUUUCGUUUCUAUUCACUUGGUUAUUUUCGUAUUUAGUCGUGUUCAGUUCUUAUUGAAGUAUCAUGGACACUUACCACGCUGCAUAUUGGUCCGAUCCUUGCUACUCCUCCUCAGAAGAGGAGAGCCGUUACAAUAUGCUACCAUUCAAAUGUUUGGGGUCACUUAGACACUUCCUUGUUUUUUAAAGAAAGCUAUUUUUUUGUCCAUUAAAAUAACAUCAAAUUGAUCAGAAAUACAGUGUAGACAUUGUUAAUGUUGUAAAUGACUAUUGUAGCUGGAAAUGGCAGAUUCUUAAUGAAAUAUCUACAUAGGCUUACCGAGGCCCAUUAUCAACAACCGUCACUCAUAUAUUCCAAUGGCACGUUGUGUUUAGCUAA